This is a messenger RNA of Athalia rosae (coleseed sawfly), 6537 nucleotides long. RefSeq names its product multidrug resistance-associated protein 1 (gene MRP). The record is from RefSeq and is a predicted model, not a curated record. The transcript has 23 exons. Bases 219 to 4829 code for a protein of 1536 amino acids. Gene Ontology annotation, cellular component: membrane. NCBI's taxonomy places the organism in Eukaryota, Metazoa, Arthropoda, Insecta, Hymenoptera, Athaliidae. Gene Ontology annotation, molecular function: ATP hydrolysis activity; ATP binding; ABC-type transporter activity. Gene Ontology annotation, biological process: transmembrane transport.
AAUUAGUCCAGUCGGCCAAUCUAAAAUGUUGAUCGUCAGUCGUCACUCGGUACCGAAGGGAACAAGUGUCGUGGCUGGAAGAUUGGCUUAAAAUCUGGAAUUGAAGCACGUUACGACCGUUCGAAUUUCGAAUGGAAUAAACUGAAAGCUGGAUGGUCGGGGUACACGACAAUCGAAUUGGCAAUCAACUUAUUAAAUAAAAAAAUAAAUGCGCCAACAUGGUAAACCACUCAUUGGAUCAGUUUUGUGGCUCUGAGUUUUGGGAUUACGAUUCAGUUUGGAAUACGGAAACUCCUGAUUUAUCAGAAUGUUUUCAGAGAACAGUUUUAAUUUGGACCCCGUGCGCUUUUCUCUGGACAUUCUGUUCUCUAGAAACAUAUUACAUUUUGAACAGUAAAAGGAGAAAUAUACCAUUCACAUGGAUAAAUGUGUCAAAAUUAAUACUCAACUUAUUCUUAAUUGUACUAUCUAUCGUCGAUCUCGGCAAGGCAAUCCAUGCCGGUAUUCAUGAAGAGCGGCAAUAUAACGUGGAAUAUUAUACUCCACUCAUCAAGAUCAUCAGCUUUACUUUGGCGUUAGUCCUGUUAAUAUACAACAAAAAGUAUGGAAUGCGGACGUCUGGUUUACUUUUCCUAUUUUGGUUUUUCCUUGGUCUGUGUGGGGCCGUUCAAUUCAGAAGUUUAAUCAAUGGGUCUUCCACACAGGUGGAGAAGAGUUAUUCAUAUGUGUCUUACAUGAUUUAUUAUCCAGUGGUUUUAAUCAUGUUUUUGUUGAACUUUUUCGUUGAUGGAACACCAAAGUUUUCUGACUAUCCACCGGAAGAACGACCAUGUCCUGAAACAAAUUCUUCAUUUCCAUCAAAGAUUCUAUUUGCUUGGUUCGAUAGCAUGGCAUGGAAAGGUUUCAAGAAACCUCUUGAAACAAAUGAUCUCUGGUCCAUGAACCCUGAAGAUACAGCUGGUGAAAUUAUACCAAAAUUCGACAAAUAUUGGUUGGAGACUUUGAGAAAAACGGAUAAUGCGCAAAAUGUGAAGGCAUCAUUCAGGAAGUCAUCUGGGCAGGUUGAUUUUAACACAGCCCGAAAAAAAAAAGUUGCUUCGAUCUUGCCAGCUCUCUGCAAAGCAUUUGGAGGGACAUUCAUCUUUGGAUCCUUUUUGAAAUUUUCGCAGGAUAUUUUAACAUUUGCCAGUCCUCAAAUAUUGAAGUUACUGAUGGCUUUCAUAUCUGGCAAAGAAGAAUUAUGGAAGGGCUACAUGUAUGCCAUCCUGCUUUUCUUGACAGCAGCUAUCCAGACUCUUGUCUUGUCUCAGUAUUUCAACCGAAUGUUUUUGGUUGGAUUGCGAAUUCGGACAGCACUAAUCGCAGCAAUCUAUAGAAAAGCUUUGAGAAUGUCAAAUGCUGCUCGCAAAGAGUCGACUGUUGGCGAAAUAGUAAAUCUGAUGUCAGUAGACGCUCAAAGAUUCAUGGAUCUGACUGCAUACAUAAGCAUGAUUUGGUCAGCGCCUUUGCAGAUUGCUCUAGCUCUGUACUUUUUAUGGGACAUUUUGGGGCCGUCUGUAUUGGCUGGUUUGGCGGUUAUGAUCAUCCUAAUUCCAAUUAACGCAGUAAUUGCCAACAAAACCAAAACAUUGCAAAUCAGACAAAUGAAAAGUAAAGAUGACAGAGUCAAGUUGAUGAACGAGGUACUUAAUGGUAUCAAAGUCCUCAAGCUGUAUGCCUGGGAACCAUCUUUCGAACAGCAGAUCCUAAAAAUCAGAAAUAAAGAGAUUCAGGUUUUGAAAGAGGCUGCUUAUCUCAAUGCCGGAACAAGCUUCAUCUGGUCUUGUGCUCCUUUCUUGGUUUCUCUAGUUUCGUUUGCCACCUAUGUACUUUCGGAUGAGAAGAACGUCUUGGACAGUUCCACAGCCUUUGUUUCCCUCAGCUUGUUCAAUAUCCUCAGGUUCCCGCUCUCUAUGUUGCCUAUGAUGAUCAGCAACAUGGUGCAGGCAUCAGUGUCUGUCAAGCGUAUCAACAGAUUCAUGAAUACAGAAGAGUUGGAUCCCAACAACGUACAACAUGACCAAUCUGAAUUGAAUCCACUAAUCAUUGAGAAUGGAACUUUUACAUGGGGUGCCGAAGAAUCGGAAAAGCCUGUUCUACGUAAUAUCAAUCUCCAGGUACAGCAGGGCCAUCUGGUAGCAUUAGUUGGUUCGGUUGGUUCUGGAAAAAGCUCUUUAGUGUCAGCUCUUCUUGGUGAAAUGGAUCGAAUCAGUGGCAGAGUAAACACCAAGGGUUCAAUCGCGUAUGUGUCUCAACAAGCCUGGAUUCAAAAUGCAACUUUACAAGAUAAUAUCUUAUUUGGCAAAACACUGGACAAACCUCUAUACAAUCGAGUUAUUGAGGCUUGUGCGCUAAAGCCAGAUCUUGACAUGUUACCUGCCGGAGAUCAAACUGAAAUUGGUGAAAAGGGUAUCAACUUAUCUGGCGGUCAAAAACAGAGAGUAUCCUUGGCCCGAGCAGUCUACAACGACGCAGACGUAUAUUUCAUGGACGAUCCCUUGAGUGCUGUAGAUUCUCAUGUCGGGAAACAUAUUUUUGAAAAUGUUAUUGGCUCCACUGGAAUGUUGAAGAAGAAAACUAGAGUCUUGGUAACACAUGGAAUUACUUAUUUGCCCGAGGUCGAUAAUAUUAUUGUCCUGAAGGAUGGGGAAGUAACGGAACAGGGUACAUACAAACAACUAUUGGAGAAGAAAGGUGCCUUUGCUGAGUUCCUAGUACAGCAUCUCCAGGAAGUUGGAAAUCUGGAGGCUGAUUCGGUAUCGGAGGCAGAUCUUGACGAAAUCAAGCAACAACUCGAAUCCACGAUGGGUGCCGAUGAAUUGCAGCAAAAACUAUCAAGAGCCAUAUCUAAGGUGUCUGAAAGUCAUAGCGACUCUGGGUCUUUGCAUGAGAAACACUCAAUAAAUGGUUCACUUGGACGACAACAUUCGAUAGACAGUCAGCACUCCCUUACCCUUCAUCGCGGAAACAGUGUAAAAGAAAAAGAACUGCAACCACAAAAAGCCGGAGAGAAGCUUAUUGAAAUUGAAAAGGCGGAAACUGGUAGUGUCAAAUGGAGAGUUUAUUCUCAUUAUCUGCGUUCAAUCGGCUGGUUCCUAUCGAUAUCCACAAUUGUGAUGAACGCAGUAUUCCAAACAUUCAGUAUUGGUUCUAACGUGUGGCUCACUGCUUGGUCAGACGACAAUACAACAGUGGUCAACGGUGUUACCGACACUAGUAAACGGGACAUGUACCUCGGAGUGUAUGGAGCUCUUGGUUGUGGUCAAGGAAUAUCAGUACUCCUAUAUGGGUUUGCAUUGGCCUCAGGUACAGUAACUGCAUCUACUGUACUCCUGGAAAUGAUGUUGAACAACGUUCUGCACAUGCCACUGUCUAUAUUUGAUCAAACUCCAUUGGGCAGAAUCUUGAACCGUUUCAGCAAGGAUGUGGAUGUUAUUGAUAACACUCUGCCCAUGAAUAUUCAAUCUAUGAUAUAUUGCGUCCUUUCGGUCAUUGCUACUGUUGUGGUAAUUAGUUACAGCACACCGAUUUUCUUGACAGUAAUUUUACCGAUAGGAAUAAUAUAUUAUUUCGUUCAGCGCUUCUAUGUUGCCACUUCGCGACAGUUGAAGCGAUUGGAAUCUGUUUCUAGAUCUCCUAUAUAUUCUCAUUUUGGUGAAUCCGUUACUGGUGCACCAACAAUCAGAGCAUAUGGCGUUCAAGACAGGUUCAUAAGCGAAUCUGAACACAAAGUAGAUGUUAACCAGGUGUGCUAUUAUCCUAGUAUAAUUGCGAAUCGGUGGUUAGCUGUAAGACUGGAGAUGGUCGGAAAUUUAAUAAUAUUUUUCUCUGCUCUGUUCGCUGUGCUUCAACGAAAUACAUUGAGUGCAGGUUUUGUUGGGUUAUCAGUGAGCUACGCUUUACAAAUUACACAAACGCUGAACUGGUUAGUCCGAAUGACAUCCGAUGUAGAAACAAACAUAGUUGCCGUUGAAAGAAUAAAGGAGUAUGGAGAAACCCCGCAAGAAGCACCAUGGGAAAUUCCUGAUCGAACACCACCGCCUGAGUGGCCAACCGAAGGACGUGUUGAGUUCCGUGACUACAAAGUCCGUUAUAGGGAAGGAUUGGAUCUCGUCCUUAGAGGUCUAACGUUCACUGUCAAUGGAGGUGAAAAAGUCGGCAUUGUUGGGAGAACUGGAGCGGGAAAAUCGUCACUAACUCUUUCGCUAUUCAGAAUAAUUGAAGCUGCAGAUGGAAAGAUAUUUAUAGAUGACUUAGAUAUAUCUGAUAUGGGGCUUCAUGCUUUGAGAUCAAGAUUGACAAUCAUACCCCAGGAUCCAGUACUGUUUUCUGGCACCCUGAGGUUAAACUUGGAUCCCUUUGGACAUUACAGCGAUGAUGAUGUUUGGAGAGCACUAGAACAUGCUCAUUUGAAACAAUUCGUCAAAGGAUUACCUACUGGAUUGUCGCACGGAGUCACCGAAGGAGGAGACAAUUUGAGUGUUGGUCAAAGACAGUUGAUCUGUUUGGCCCGAGCUUUGCUGAGAAAAACCAAAGUACUGAUUUUAGAUGAAGCAACUGCAGCAGUUGAUUUGGAAACAGAUGAUCUCAUCCAACAGACCAUCAGAGAAGAGUUCAAAGAUUGCACUGUACUCACUAUUGCACACAGGCUGAACACGAUUCUAGAUUCAGAUAGAGUAAUCGUCCUCGACAAAGGCUUUAUAACGGAAUUCGAUUCACCAGAUGCGCUACUACAAAAGAAAAAUGGCGCAUUUUACAGCAUGGCCAAAGAUGCUGGUUUGGUAGCGUAAAGCUUAAAUCUGUGACUAAUUGAUUGCUUAUGGCUUAAUUUAUGGAAAUUAGAGAGUCACAUACUUUCUGUAGGCAUACUUUUGAAAGUGAAAAGGAAUUUCAUACCAGCAUUACAAUAAUGAUUACUCUAUGUGAAAUAUAGGUACUCGUCAUUAUAAACGCAUCAAAUUCAUGUAGUAUGAUUCGUCUUGUCAAGAUUUCGCAUAAACAAGUCUUUUCACGGGCCUGUAAAUUCGCUGAAUACGCGGAUGUUGGUAUCUAAUAUACUGCCAGUUGUAGUGAGCAUAUCCUACCUUGUGAUGGGAGAUGAUUUCUUCUAUAAGAUAUAUAUAUUUUUUUUUAACUUGCAUUUUUUUAAAUGUUAACAGCGUAAUCAUCAUAUUGUAUUUCAAUUUCGAGUAAUCUUAAAUUAUUAUCACAUGAUUUUAAAGUAUCAAAAACACACAAAUUUUCAAGCUACUUAAUUGAUUACAUAAUCAAAUGCCACAAAUUUAAUUUAACUCAUGCUAUUGUACUUCAUUUUGUUCUGUUAUAUUUUUCCUGUUUAUCUAUUUAAAAUUUACAUGGCGAGUUUCGAUUGCUUCGCACAUUUUGUUUCUAGUACUUAAACUUAACUUACGAUUUAAUGAGAAGAAUAGAGCAAUGUUUAUCAAAACUAGUAAAUCGAAGCAAUUUGUUGAACGUCAAUAACAGCAAUCACCUCAAAAACUGCACAUAUAUCUCAGAUACGGUCUGAGAACGUUAUUAUGUAUCUAUACUUAUGUACACAGUUCAAAGUUUGUUAUCAAAUAUUAUAGAUAGAUAUUGAAUUGAUCAUAGCUGACGAUUUCUAAUGUUCCUGUAAAUUGCAAACUGUUAUAGCACAAUGAUACACGAUUAGUGCUGGUUAUUGCGAUCUACCGAAAAUAAUCUUUAUAAAGAUGCAUUUUAGUGCUAAAGUAUCUUGCCGCUCUUUGAUAGGGUUUAUUAGGUGACGAUAGUUUUUAUGAAUCCCAGUUUAUCUCGUUCCCAAUUUAUAACAUCGCUGUGAAAAAGGCAACUGCAAAUACUUAAUAUACAUACAUCCAUAAGCUACUAAUUUUAUUGUAAUAAGUUAAAUGAUCAACUGAAUGUGCAAGAGAAGUACGAUUCUUGGCAAUGGUGAUGUUUAUGUACAAACGGAUUAUCACUGUGUGCAGUGUGCCAAGUGCAAAGAGAGAAAAGUGCCUACUUGUUAUCAACUAUUAUAUAAACUAUAUGUAUAUCAUCUGUAUAAUAGACACAAACUAGCGAGCGUAAUACAGUAAUCUAUCAAGCAAAUUUACGUCUGAAAUUACAGAGUAUUGAACUUGUCGGCCCCAACAAAAAAGUACUUAUCAACGUUCGUAAUACUAUCAAAAAUGUGUUAUUGAACAAUACUUUUUAUUUAACUGGUGUAUUAAUUUUUUUCUUCACCCACACUGUGCAUUAUCUUUCGUUAUAACUUGUGUAUCUUACCUUAUAAUUACAGUGUGUUGUACAAAACAGUAUUUAAUACAGUCAUUUUUAGACAAUAAUUGACAUUUGUAAACGUGAUUUCCUAAAAUUGUUGAGUACUUUUAUCACACCUUUGAAGUAUUCCUGAAUUUACUUUGGCAGUUACAUAGGUAACUUACUGCAAUAUGCUCAUUGGUAUGGAAUAAUAUUGUAAAUUGACUGCACUUAUUGAAAUACGUCAUGUUUUCUCUA